AUGGCUACUAAAGUAUUAAUGAAGGCUACUGAAACGGAAUUGGCUUGUUUGAGUGCUACCGAUAUAUUGGUCAAACCUGAGCUUGCUUUUACAUCUGAAACAAAUUCCAUACUCUUAACCAGACAGUUAUUUGCUGUUUCUAUUAGUGCCAUAUGCUAUAUGCGCAAAGUAUUUUCAAAGGAGUAUUUCAGGCCUCGUAAAAUUGGGACCAUGUCAAUGCAUAUGCUGCAAAAUGUCAAAUCUGAUCCGAAAAUAACAAGAUUUCUUAAAUGUGUAAAGGGCUGUUUUGAGGCUAUGAAGAAAGGAUACUUGCGUGACAUUAUUGUCGCUAUUCAACCGCCCGGACAAGAAGAUGUUAGAAAGGCGUUUGAAAGCUACACCUUUAGAAUAAAAUACAGUACAGCUUGUAAAUUUGAUGAUAAUGCAGCAAUAGCUAAUAGUCGGCUCAUCACGAUUGAUUCAUCCAAAGUAUCUCCAAAAACAUUGGAACAAAAUAUCAUCGAUUGUUUAUUCAACUGCGUUGAAAUUGUGAAACAUAUGCCAGAUCUACCGGAAGGUUGUUCACUGGGAAUGAUGCUGACAUAUUAUGAAGGGACACCUCGUGAGUAUCAACCACCUGGUUUUGAGCAUUGUGAAUAUAAGGCUUUUGAGUAUUCUCAAGGGCUUUUUAACUUUGAAGUAGGAAGGUACUCAACACCUUAUCAUUCAGUCAGUAUGGAAGCUAAUGCCAAGUUAGUCGAUGCAGAUUCUACUGAUAUUAGUGAAGCAAAUAAUUCUGGAGUUGUAGAGAAUUCUCAACCUGAAGUUAUUGGUAAUACGACUGAGGUUACUAACUUGAUUGACAACGAACGAACUGAAAGUCAGGUGAUUACUGAAGUAUUAAGAACUUAUCAUGAUACGUCUCUCGAAAAAUUGUUAUAUUCGCCAGAGAACAUUUGCCAGCUAGAAGAGGUUGAUGAUGCAAACAUUAAAAUAUUGUCAGUAGAUACAAAAUUACACCAUCAAGAAGGUGUUCAACACAAUAAUAUCAACGUUGACAAACAUGUCAUGAUUAAAACUUCUAUUCCAAAAAAGAAAAAAAAUCUUAGCGAUCAAAAUAGUAGUGAUAGUAACAAAUCAAUAAUUACUUUGGAUGAUAUGAUAGAGUCCGGAAAAGAGGUCACCACAAAAAGGAAGCAAGUGCUUGAUCCGGAUGUGUUUCAGCAAAUGUGUUACGGAGAAUCUCAGAAAAAUGAACUUGCAAAUAAAAGAAUGAAAACCUAA
Messenger RNA from Ctenocephalides felis (cat flea), 1263 nucleotides. Its product is annotated as HORMA domain-containing protein 2-like. The transcript has 9 exons. Lineage: Eukaryota; Metazoa; Arthropoda; Insecta; Siphonaptera; Pulicidae. Bases 1 to 1263 code for a protein of 420 amino acids. The record is from RefSeq and is a predicted model, not a curated record.